Molecule: messenger RNA, 655 nt
Organism: Balaenoptera musculus (blue whale)
Lineage: Eukaryota; Metazoa; Chordata; Mammalia; Artiodactyla; Balaenopteridae
Gene: DNAJC15
Product: DnaJ heat shock protein family (Hsp40) member C15
Exons: 6
Coding region: 46-495 (149 amino acids)
Biological process (GO): protein import into mitochondrial matrix
Cellular component (GO): PAM complex, Tim23 associated import motor
Molecular function (GO): ATPase activator activity
Source: RefSeq, a predicted model, not a curated record
CCUCGUAGGCAGCGGGGCGUUCCGAGUGCCCGGCGCCGCAUUGCCAUGGCUGCCCGUGGCGGCGUAGCCACCGCCGGCGAGGGCCUGCGCUACGCUGAGGACUCGCCGCCCCCGACCAAGCGGUCGGACACCGACAUUGACCGGAGACUGGCAGGAAGUUUGAUAGCUGUGGGACUGGGUAUUGCAGCUCUUGGAUUUGCAGGUCGCUACACAUUUCAAAUCUGGAAACCUCUAGGACAAGUAAUCACAGAAACUGCAAAAAAGAUUUCAACUCCUAGCUUUUCAUCCUACUAUAAAGGAGGAUUUGAACAAAAAAUGAGUAGGCGAGAAGCGAGUCUUAUUUUAGGUGUAAGCCCAUCUGCCGGCAAGGCCAAGAUUAGAACAGCUCACAGGAGAAUCAUGAUUUUGAAUCACCCAGAUAAAGGUGGAUCUCCUUACUUAGCAACCAAAAUUAAUGAAGCAAAAGACUUGCUAGAAGCAGCCACCAAACACUGAUUGAUGCUCAAGGACCACUCUGAAGGAGAAAAAGGGGGACCUUAUAAAAAAUGUCCUGCAAGUUAAUCUAAAUCAUGACCUUCAUAAUUUUCAUACAUGUAGUGACCACAAUCAUUUCUUCCACUACUAAGCUAUAUAAUAAUAAAAGAUGAACAAUCCA